AUGGGGGCCAUCACUUCCGCGAAAUGCUUUGCCCGCCUCAUUUGGGUCAACAUCAAAUCAGUAUGCCAUGCGAUAAAGAAAGUCAUCUUGAUGUUGCUCCCAUUCUACGGCCUCACAGUGAUACUCGGCUUCUAUCAAGGUGUCAUAAUCGCCCUGUGGUAUUCCGAAACCAAACAACAAAACGCCCGAUUCCUCUUGAAAAAUGUCCUGGAGUACAAGAUCACAGAGUAUUUCGACGAGCCUUACGAUAAUUGGUCUAAUGUCGCACCUGUAUUUCAUGUACCACAAAUCAUCAACCCUCUCAAAUGGACAGAUCAAUUGGGACUCAAGCCACCUAAAGGUUCGGGCUACGGGGACGAGUACGAGUUGGCAGGUCUGGGCCACUUAUACCGAAGAACACGCCGUUCUUCGAAGGCACAGCUGUGGCAUCACUGGAUCUAUCUGUCGGCGCAGCAAGAACCUUGGAGACAGCCCGACGGUCCGAUCCUGCAUGACCCUUGGGACAGAGCAUUCGUGGAACUCUUGGAGUACAGGGACAAGCACGAUACUAUGGGACGAUCGAACUUCCUCUAUGUAUCAUGCCAAAAGAGUUUCCUCUGUGGAUCCUGGCGUGUUGCUGCUCCGGCACUGCUACACUUCACUACUGAGGGAAACCGAAGUCGAUUGACUGGUAACUCACCUGAUAUCCCGAAUUACACACGUGUCAACACGCGAGUGUUCGAACUGCCCCUACGCAAAAUAGCCAUACCAGGCGUCUUCCCAAGCCACUUUGAGCAGAUGAGAUCUCUUACAGCAAGCAACUCGACCUUCUGGCAGUCAAAAGGUACAUAUUCGCAUCUUGAUCAGGUUCUAGCCGAAACAGAACCAGUGGUGAGGGAUGCAAAAACAGCAUAUCCCUGGACCUAUGGCUUGCUGGUCAAGGCGGAAGGUAAAUGGACUCGCCUAUGGGGACUAGAAGAUACAGACUUGCGGGGAUAUAUCUUUUUACUUUCUUUUGCAUCAUCUGUAUUUCCAACAUACUUGUACAAGUUCGCUCCUACAAAUUGGGCUAGCCCGGGACCAGGACCUGAGCACAAGAGCAAAGAUCCACUAGCACGAACACUUCAGAGCUUAGUGGAUAUGCUGAGUGAGGAGGAAAGAGAGAGGUUUAGAAAGACAGAUCGCGGGGGAAGAAUAUUAGGGUUGGCAGAGGCGGGGCUGAAAAAAGAGCUGUGGAAUACCAGGGAAGAAGUUCUUAAGGAUGUUCGUAAUGCCUUGGGACUACAUAAAGAUAGGAAGGUCAAGGGCCGGUCAGGAAAGAAAUAG
Fusarium mangiferae is the source of this 1305-nucleotide messenger RNA. RefSeq lists its product as uncharacterized. Bases 1 to 1305 code for a protein of 434 amino acids. The transcript has a single exon. Lineage: Eukaryota; Fungi; Ascomycota; Sordariomycetes; Hypocreales; Nectriaceae. The record is from RefSeq and is a predicted model, not a curated record.